AUGACCCGUGCCGGGAUUUACCGGAGCGGUACACCCGACUCGGAGACAUCCCCCGGAAGCGACGGCAGCGGCCGCGGCGGAGGAGGAACAACCGCCGCCAUGAGAGUGAUUGUGCCUUUACAAGGAGUGGUUCAAGGCCGUGGUGGUUUAGUUCUGGGCUCUGUGAUACCUUGUGCUGUCUUCUACUUUCUCCAAUUCUACCUGAAACGAAACCGUAGAGACGAACCCAACCCGAAUAGUCAGAACUCAGCCUCCUCUCCGGGGUCGGAACCCAACAACUCGGAUUCCUCGAGUCCGACUCAGUCGGAGCAUAUUGGCUUGUCUCGGUCUCUCUCUCGGGUCAUUCUCUCGCCGAGAAAUUCCGGCGGUCACGUUUCGGUUUCGGGUCGGGCGAAUAGUAUCCUUAAAGGUGGGGAUUCGCCGUACUACGCGGGGCAGAAACGGGUCGAGGAAGAUCCGUAUGACGAGUCGGGUAACCCGGAUGGUAUCAUCGAGCUUGGUUCAGCUCAGAACAAGUUGAGCUUGGAUGUUAGCGAAAAUUGGAUUUCUGAGAAUUCAGAGGAAAGAAUUUCAAUUGGACUGAGCCUAAGUGGGAUUGCUUCUUAUGAACCCUCUGAUGGACUCAUGGAGCUCAAAAUGGUUGUGGCAAGGCUCAUGUCUACAGCAACCAAAAACGCUGUUUCCUUUGAUCCAUCGCAGCUAGUGUUAACUUCUGGUGCAGCAUCAGCAAUGGAGAUUCUUUCCUUCUGCUUAGCCGAUUCUGGAAACGCCUUCCUUGUUCCAACGCCAUGUUCCCCAAGAUUCGAUGUGGAUGUUAAAUGGCGAACCGGAGUUGAAACCAUACACGUUCCUUGCAGAAGCUCCGACGGUUUCAACAUAUCCGUGACUGCGCUUGAUCGGAGUUUCUCUCAAGCCAAGAAACGCGGCGUGAGAAUCCGCGGCAUCAUAAUCUCAAACCCUUCUAAUCCCAUGGGAAGUCUCUUGAGCAGAGAAACUCUCUACGCUCUUUUGGACUUUGCGCGCGAAAAGAACAUUCAUAUAAUCUCCAACGAGAUCUUCGCUGGUUCGAUCCACGGAGAUGAAGAAGAAGAAGCAGAGUUUGUCAGCAUAGCUGAGAUAGCAGACACUGAAGAGUUUCUCGACAAGGAAAGAGUUCACAUCGUGUACGAUCUUUCAAAAGACUUGUCUUGUCCAGGGCUUAGAACCGGCGCUAUUUACUCCUUCAACGAGAACGUUCUUGCAGCUUCAAGAAAGCUCACAACGCUCUCACCAGUCUCAUCACCGUCUCAGCAUUUGCUCAUUUCAGCAAUCUCCAAACCGGAGUUUAUUGAAACGUAUGUGAGAACCAACAGGCAGAGACUAAAGAGAACCUACUCUGAGUUUGUGAAUGGAUUGAAAGAGUUGGGAAUCGAAUGCACGAGAAGCCACGGAGGAUUGUUUUGUUGGGCGGAUAUGAGAGGAUUGAUCUCUUCUUACAGCGAGAAAGGUGAGAUGGAGCUUUGGAACAAGUUCUUGAACAUUGGUAAGAUCAAUGUAACACCAGGAUCUUGCUGUCACUGUAUUGAACCGGGAUGGUUUAGAUUCUGUUUCAGUAAUUUGUCUGAGAAAGAUGUGAUUGUAGUCAUGAACCGUAUCAGAAAAGUUUUAUUCAACAUGUAA
Molecule: messenger RNA, 1659 nt
Organism: Microthlaspi erraticum
Lineage: Eukaryota; Viridiplantae; Streptophyta; Magnoliopsida; Brassicales; Brassicaceae
Source: the annotation of a GenBank genome assembly